Molecule: messenger RNA, 892 nt
Organism: Microdochium trichocladiopsis
Lineage: Eukaryota; Fungi; Ascomycota; Sordariomycetes; Xylariales; Microdochiaceae
Exons: 3
Coding region: 183-770 (195 amino acids)
Cellular component (GO): membrane
Source: RefSeq, a predicted model, not a curated record
UUGACAGGAACAAUACGUAUUACUAGCGACUUUGGCCAGACUAUUUGAAAAGCACGACAGCCCCGCCGCAGUCAAAGGCUGUCAUUCUUCACUCCAUCUCGCCACAGCUUCCAACUUGUUUGUCCCGGCCCCGAUAACAAGUACUCGACCAGUAUCGCUCCCGUGCCAAGACGAUCUAUAACAUGAUUGUACUGUCGUUCCUGUUCCUUGCCUUGCGCAGUGCGCAGCUGGUCUUCGCCCUGAUUGUUCUUGGCAUCUCCGGACACAUCUCUGCGAGUUGGGCAACCGUCACUUCAGGCUCCUCCAAAUUGUCAACUGUUGUGCCCUCAGAGGUCACCUGGAUGAUAAUAUGCUCAAUUAUCGCCUUGAUUUCCGUCAUCUACCUCGAACUUGCCCCGAAAUUCCUUCCCUCAGUAUCACACCCUUACGCUUCCAUCACCCUCGAAACAACAAAUUCCAUGUUCCUGCUGGCCGGGAGCAUCGCCUUGGCCGCCUUCCUUAACAAAUUGUCGCCGGCUGCAUCUUCGACUUGCCCCUUCUCCUCGUCCACACCUGGAGCUGGCACGCCCUGGAGCGGCCACUGCAUCAACAUUGCCGCCGCCGCGGCAGCAGCUGCGCUAGGCAUUAUUGCCUCGCUUCUGUGGGCCGCGAGCGCAUUCCUCACGGUAAACGACAUGUUCAAGCUCAAACAAACGCGCAUCAACCUCACGAGGAAACUGUCUGUGUUCUCGGUGAACAAGGAGACCAUCGGAAAGCACGAGACUGUAUGAGCUGGACAAUAAUGCUCGUACGAGUGAAAUCAUUUGCGGUUGCUUGCACAGAUUUAGCGCUUGGCCUGGUAUGAUACCGGAUUAUCUGAUUUUGAUACCCAUGAUUUACAAAAGCGACGGUG